AUGAUUAACAUUAAAUAUUUAGAGUUACCAGAACAUCUAAUUAAUGAGUAUAAAACAGUAUUUAAAGAAAAUGAUGGAGAAAAGAAAUUUUUAUUCUUAAGAAAAUUUCUUAAGUUUGUAGAAGAUGAUUUUGGUCACUACAAUUGCUAUAUUAAGUAUGAAAAUCCAAGUAAGAAAAACCAAGAUGAAGAAAUGAAAGUUUUCAAUGAAACAAUAAGAAGUUUUCUAGUUGAAAUGAGUUCAAUACAACCAAAAACAAACAGUAUGAGAAAAUUGAAAAGUAAUUCCUACGUAUAUAUUGGGGUUGGGUAUGAGUUUGGUUUAUUUGGAUAUCCACUUAAUGAAGCUAAAGCAGUUGAAAACUAUACGACAUCAGCUCAACUUAAAAGUGAUAUAGGAACAUAUAGAUUAGCACACUGCUAUGAAAAGGGGUGUGGAGUUAAAAAAUCAGAUUUGCAAGCAAUAUGUUUUUAUAGAUGUUCAGCCAAAUUAGGACAUAUUGAUGCUAUAUACGUAUAUGGAAUUAUUUUAAUGAAUGGGUAUUUAGGGGCAGCAAUUGAUGAAAAAACUGGAUGGUACUAUCUACAAGUAGCAGCUAAGAAAGCUAGUGAAUAUUGUCCUUACCCACUAUUUGAUGUUGGUAUAAUUUAUGAAACAGGUAGCUAUGUAGAUAUUUCAAUAGACAAAUCUUAUUCUAAAGAAUUAUUUUUAAGGGGAGCAAGAUUAGGUGAUCCUAAUUGUAAAUUUAAACUAGCGCAAUGUUUUGAAUUUGGUGAGUUGUUGUGUGUUAAGGAUUCUAAAAGAGCACUCAAUUAUUAUGAAGAAGCUGCUAAUGGUGGUCAUGUUGAAGCAAUGUUUUUUAUGACUACACACCUCAAAAAAGGUACACAUGGACUUGAAGAUAAGUCACAUAAGAAAUAUUUCUCGUGGAUUCAAAAGGCUGCAUGUAAAAUGAAUCAACAAGCACUUAUUAAAUGUGCUGAGAGUUAUGAAAAGGGAUAUGGAACAGAUCAGGAUAUUUUAAUGUCACUUUUAUACUAUAAAAUAGCAGUUGAUAAUGGAAAUGUUAAUGCUAAAGAAAGAAUGUAUUCUCUUGAAUCAGAAAUAGUUGGAUUAGACAAAGGAAUAGAUGUCUCUAGUAAGUGUCCUAGUUGUUUUACGUGUACUUCCUAA
Molecule: messenger RNA, 1173 nt
Organism: Hepatospora eriocheir
Lineage: Eukaryota; Fungi; Microsporidia; Hepatosporidae
Source: the annotation of a GenBank genome assembly